This is a messenger RNA of Melitaea cinxia (Glanville fritillary), 372 nucleotides long. RefSeq lists its product as uncharacterized. The transcript is spliced from 3 exons. NCBI's taxonomy places the organism in Eukaryota, Metazoa, Arthropoda, Insecta, Lepidoptera, Nymphalidae. The record is from RefSeq and is a predicted model, not a curated record. The coding region runs from base 1 to 372 and encodes 123 amino acids.
AUGAAAGGACAUAUUGGAACAUUAGCUUUAGAAGAAAAUGGAGACUUUCAAUUAAUUUCAGGACGAUUACUUGUAAACGUGGAAUUUGAUGUCGAAAAAGAUAUAAUAUAUGAUGGAAAAACUCUUAUGGUUAUUAAAGAUUUUAAGUUUGUUGCAACACCUCUUACUCAAAUAUUUUUCAAUUUUAAGAAUCUUUUCAACGGACGUGAAGAUUUGGCGGAAGCAGUUCAUAAGUUUGCUCGAGAAAACUGGAAAACUAUCACUGAACUUAUCCAGGAUCCUAUCUGGGAUGCUUUCUUAAAGGGAAUUUUUAAGAACAUUAAUAAAUACCUAGAAACGUCCCCGCUCGAAGAUACUUUAAUCAACAGUUAA